AUGGAGUCUACAAGAGUUGGGAAGAGACUGUGGCACAUAGUGAGAGCGGUGUUCUACAUGAUCCGACAAGGCCUCUCCAAGGACAAACUCAUGAUGGAUCUCCACCUUCUCCGAAAGCGUGGCAAGCUUAUCGGAAAAGCCCUCGGCAACCUCAUGACGUUCCACCACCACCACCAUGGUCGCCACCAUCACCAUCGUCACCAUGGCAACAGUUUACAUAACUCUGUCUCCUUCUACAGCUCCAAGGAGGCGGCGUUUAACUGUAACACAUGCCUUGCCUAUCCUUCAUAUGACCACAACUCCCACCGUCACAAUUGCGAUUAUGAAGCGAUGGCUUUUACGGAGGCGCUCGAGAUGCUGAACUCGGAAGAGGACUACGUUGAGUCCUCCGACAUGGCAUCAUCCCUGUCGCCAGCGCCUAGUCUGUGGAGCUUCGAGAAGAGCCCAGUGGCAGUGCGGCAACUAAGGGUUACUGACUCACCAUUCCCUUUGAAAGAGGAGGAAGAGGCGACGGAUAGCCAUAUAGACGAGGAGGCAGAGCAGUUUAUCAAAAGGUUCUACGAGCAGCUUCGCCUCCAGCAGAGGAUUACUCCAAUGACUCCGGAGUACAAACAUUGCCGGAAGGAAGCGCUGGUGGUGGGUCGAGCUUGA
Messenger RNA from Zingiber officinale, 651 nucleotides. RefSeq lists its product as uncharacterized. The record is from RefSeq and is a predicted model, not a curated record. The coding region runs from base 1 to 651 and encodes 216 amino acids. The transcript has a single exon. NCBI's taxonomy places the organism in Eukaryota, Viridiplantae, Streptophyta, Magnoliopsida, Zingiberales, Zingiberaceae.